Aspergillus thermomutatus is the source of this 738-nucleotide messenger RNA. RefSeq names its product glutathione S-transferase family protein. The transcript is spliced from 2 exons. Lineage: Eukaryota; Fungi; Ascomycota; Eurotiomycetes; Eurotiales; Aspergillaceae. The record is from RefSeq and is a predicted model, not a curated record. The coding region runs from base 1 to 738 and encodes 245 amino acids.
AUGAUUAUCCUUUCAUCGACCAUUCACCUCUUCUUCAAGGUUUUCCUGAACAUAAUCUACAAUAUGCUUAUUGUACAUCACCUCCAGCGAUCUCAGUCCGAGCGCAUUGUCUGGCUCUGCGAGGAAUUGGGCAUCCCCUACGAGCUCAGAACAUACCAGCGCGAUGCGAAGACUCUUUUAUCCCCUCCAGCAUUGCAGCAGUUACAUCCCACACAGGCAGCCCCCGUUAUCCAAGACGGCGACACCACACACGCCGAAUCUGGGGCGAUCGUCGAGUACAUCCUGAGCAAGUACGGUGAUAGAAAAUUGACUAUUGCCCCAACGGCGGACAACUACUCGGAUUAUCUGUACUUCUUGCACUUUGCGAAUGGAUACUUCCAGCCCGCGGUGAUGGGGUUCUCCAGGCUACUCCGAUCGGGGAUCUCCCCCGAAGACCCAAGCGCGAAAUACGCCAAGCGCAAUUUCGACCAGGCGUUGAAGAUUCUGGAUGAUCGGCUGAAAAAGAAUGCCUGGCUGGCUGGGGAGGAGUUCACUGCCGCGGACGUUAUGAGUGUGUUUACCUUGACGACAGCGCGGUUGUUCUGUCCGUAUAGUUUGGAGGGAUAUGAGGGGAUUCUUGCCUAUCUGCAGAGGGUCAACCAGCGGGAGUCAUAUCAGACAGCCAUGGCAAAGGGAGAUCCUGGUCUGGUUCCUUUGAUUGGCGCCGAGAAGCCUCGGCCGCUGAGACCGCGGUUAUAA